Pangasianodon hypophthalmus (striped catfish) is the source of this 3854-nucleotide messenger RNA. RefSeq names its product insulin-like growth factor binding protein 5b (gene igfbp5b). NCBI's taxonomy places the organism in Eukaryota, Metazoa, Chordata, Actinopteri, Siluriformes, Pangasiidae. Gene Ontology annotation, cellular component: extracellular region. The record is from RefSeq and is a predicted model, not a curated record. Gene Ontology annotation, biological process: regulation of insulin-like growth factor receptor signaling pathway. Gene Ontology annotation, molecular function: insulin-like growth factor I binding; insulin-like growth factor II binding; fibronectin binding. The coding region runs from base 475 to 1284 and encodes 269 amino acids. The transcript is spliced from 4 exons.
GGUGGCUUGUUGCCAAGAUGUGGCAAGUGCGCCUCCCUCCAGCGCCGCUCGGUUUCGGCCGUUUUUAAAAAGGCAGGGCGGCCCGCACUCGCUCAGUGUGCUCGCCAAAACUUGUGCAGACGCGGGGAAGAGAUCAAGAGCGCAGCCGCAGAAGGAAAAACGGCUGCGGGUUCUGGAGCGCCGGAGAGGCUUGCGCACACGCUGGACCUUACUGGUGCUAUCAUUAAAAACGGGGAAUGAUCAGAAUAGAUAGUCUGCUCUAACGUUGUGCAAGCAGAUCUGCGGAUGCUUUUAAGGCGCAACAUUUAUUGACCUUUCUUUGUGACUUUGGAUGCGGACUUUUUUCUUACAAAGUUUCUAAUUUGACUCUAAAAUCCGAUGACCUGAAGCAAAGGUGCGUCGGAGAGCGUAAUUACGAAUUGUUCGGAGGUUCUGAUCAUAUUGGAAGAAUACCAAUAAAUAAUCCCUUACAAAAUGCUCCUCAACUUCUUAUUCGUGAUGGUGCCGUUUCUGUCGGCUGUGCCCCAGUGCUCGGGCUCAUAUGUGCCCUGCGAGCCGUGCGACCAGAAGGCGCUGUCCAUGUGCCCUCCCGAGCCCAAAGGCUGUCAGCUGGUGAAGGAGCCCGGCUGCGGCUGCUGCCUCACCUGCGCGCUCGCCGAGAAUCAGCCGUGCGGCGUCUACACCAGCACGUGUGCGCACGGACUCCGCUGCCUGCCGCGCGACGGAGAGGAGAAGCCACUACACGCACUGCUGCACGGCAGAGGGCUGUGCACCAACGAGAAGGGCUACAAGGCGUCGCAUCCGCCUGUGGAUCGUGAGUCUAAAGAGCAUGACGAGACAAUAAAGACUGACACAACGGAGGAGCAGCUGCCCCAAGCCAAAGUGCCCAUUUACCCUAAGCAAGACCUAAUCAACAGCAAGAAGCAGGCUGCCAUGCGCAAGGACAAGAAGAAGCAGCAGGAGAAGCUGAGGUCCAUGGGUUCGCUGGACUACUCAGCACUCCCAGUCGACAAGCACGAAACUGAAUUUGGUCCAUGUAGAAGAAAGCUGGAUGGGAUCAUAAAGGGGCUGAAAGACACCUCCCGCAUUGUGGCUCUCUCUCUUUAUCUGCCCAACUGUGACAGGAAGGGCUUCUUCAAACGCAAGCAGUGUAAGCCCUCACGCGGUCGGAAACGGGGAAUAUGCUGGUGCGUGGACAAAUAUGGAGUGCAGUUGCCAGGGACCGACUACAGUGGAGGGAACAUCCAAUGCAAAGACAUGGAGCCUGGCAACAACAACGAGUGAGGAGGGAUGCGCCAUGAUCACCUAAGCCGAGGCUCGCCUCCUUCUUUCCUUCCCACCUGUCCACCCGCCAGUCACUCUACGAUUUUGAUCUGAAAAGAAGAAACAAAACACAAACAAAUUUGAACAAAAACAAAUGAUAAACUUUUUUUGACUGAGCGCUCAUCUCUAACUUGGGGUACCCAGUUAAUCAGAGGGCCUCUGCUGUGUUACGAGCUGAGUCCCAGCAAAAGAUUUUUAAAAAUAUAUACAUUCAAUUAUAUAUUUUUAUAGAGGCUGGGGUUUGAGCACCAUACUUGUUAACAUACAGCAAAAAAGAGCAUAUGGUGUGUUAAUUAUUACCAGCGCUAUCUUGGUCUUUUACAUCUUUGAGGUUGAGGUGUCAGAGGAGAUAGCUCAAACUCUUAUUAUUGGAAGAACUAUAAAAUGUUUUGUUUUUUUUUGUUUUCCAAAAAAAAUCAUGUCAUAGGGAUGUGCUGAUACAGCUCACUCUAUAUGACUAUUUGGUCCUGUCAGAGCACUUAUUGGGAAAACCUUGGAAAUGUGUAACUUCACCAAGUUCAGUGUAUGUGUGUGUGAAUACGUAUGUAUGUCUUUGCAUGUGUGAAUGUACGUGCAGUUGCAUGAAAGAGAAACAUGGUGGGCACCUUUUUUUUUUUAAUAAAAGAAUGUCCCAUUUUUGUUUGUUUUCCACCACAUGAGUGUGUGGCAAAACCUCCAUGCCCCCUGAGAGCAGUUAUAGAGUAGGCUCAUUGCUAGUUGUUAGCAUUCUCUCACUGGCCCACUCUUUGGGAGAAUGAUGGAGUAGGAAUUGAACCCAUGUUUGACAUACCUGUCUCAGUGACUCUGUGACUGUGUAGCUUGCCUAAAAUGCCAACUGUGCCUAUGUAACCUGACGCUGGCGUGCAGACUGAUCCAGGUGAAUGGAUAGCUGAUGUGCUGGCUGUGGCCUGAGGUCCUGUCAUGUCCAACGUCUUCACAGAUUCCUUGUUAGAAGCGCAAAAAGAAACAUCCACACCCAAAAUCAUCUGGCACACAUUUUACAGCACAAGUAUCAGUAUCCAAAGUUGGACAUUUGGUGUUAUGGUCUGAGAGAGAUCUCAAUGGCCUGACACUAACUUUCCCAAAAUUUGGGCUUGAAGUAACUUGACUUUGAUGGACAUUCACCUUUGAGAGUGGUGGCUUCUUUUUUAGCCUGUGACAAGUUUUUGGAAUAGUCUUCUUUUAUUUUUUGCCUUCAGUGAAGUAUCAACUUAUCCGCUUAUGAGCCAUUUCCUAGACCAAGUGCUUUCACUGAAAUGAGUGACACCUUGGCGUAGUAUAUCACCGUUAACUGUAGAUUGAUGAAUGUUUUCUGAGGAACCAUUAUCAGGAAUUGCUGCUUGGAAAACAAGUUGUGCAUUUUAGCAUGUUUUCAUUGUUACAAUCUUUGUUGUAGUCUGUUUUCAUUGUUACAGCCACCCAGUCAUUUUGGGACCUUGGUCAUGUGAAUGAAGGUCUUCCCCAGUCCACCCCAACCAUCCCACCCCCAACUUAUUUUUUUCCAAGCCACACAAUUACUCUCGAAAUUCUAUCUACAGCAUGACAUAACUGCACCUUUUGCUUUUUAAAGGGUGUCAUUUGAAAAAGAAGGCACAUUUAACUACCAUUGUCAUUCAGUGCAUUGAGAGUUUUAUGUGAGUCUGUGUGUGUGAUUUAGUGCCUUUCUACAUACAAAUACAUUUGAAUAGUGACGUGAACGUUACACAGUAGCCAAGGGGAUAAAAUCGGUUAACCAUUAUGUAAUGACGAGGGUCCUCGGUCGCUUUCAGAUUUAUAUGUCAAAGAUAUUUCUGUCAUGCCACGACUAUUUUAAAACCUUGUAAAAUCACUGGCUGUGAAAGGGAAGCUAGUGGGUACACCUAUGUCUCUCAUUGAUUGUUUUUUUUUUUUAAUCUCAAUGAAUAAGCUGAAUUUUGAGACUGCAAGUGUAUGUAAAUGCUUGAGAUAGUAGUUCAAUUCGUUUUCAGUCAAGCUACAUAUGAACAGGGAUACACAGAGGCCUUCAUGGCCAGCACAGGCUGGUGAUUCUUUAGUAGAAAAACCAGCAAGAAAAGCCAUUCCCUGCCACAGUGGUUCCGCUCAGAUCUUGUUACAGAGCUCAUGUGAUCAUAGUUUCAUGGCUGGGAGGGGGCCAGUAAUGCUCGACACAAUGAGAUAGAUGAGACGCUACUCCACUAAGCUUGCCUCUAGUGCUGCUUCUCUCUGCUAUUGAUAGCUACACCAUUAUCAAAAAAAAAAGACAAAGAACCACAGGUCAACAGAAAGUCCCAAUGGCAUGUCUAAAUGGAAAAAUGAGCGAUGAGAGGCUCUCAAUGUGUGGAGAGAGAAAAGAGAGAGAGAGUUUGUCAGGGUGAAGGUUAUAAACAGACCUUCGCAGGUGUUUUAAAUGAGAUAUUGAGGAGAUGUUGUUCACUAUUAUUGCACAAAUGGCCCCUGAGGAGGAGGCCAGAGCAUUUGCCAGCAUUAUCCAGGUCCUGAUUCGUGCUCAGAGCCCCCUCCCGCUUUUUUCUUUUCUUUUUUUUUUUUUUUUU